Messenger RNA from Cyprinodon tularosa, 1893 nucleotides. RefSeq names its product mesencephalic astrocyte-derived neurotrophic factor (gene manf). Gene Ontology annotation, cellular component: endoplasmic reticulum. The coding region runs from base 110 to 646 and encodes 178 amino acids. NCBI's taxonomy places the organism in Eukaryota, Metazoa, Chordata, Actinopteri, Cyprinodontiformes, Cyprinodontidae. The record is from RefSeq and is a predicted model, not a curated record. Gene Ontology annotation, biological process: dopaminergic neuron differentiation; neuron projection development. The transcript is spliced from 4 exons.
GGUUUUACCGGCGUCUGUCAGCUCCGAAGCGGCGGAGUCUUAUGAGUUCACACCGUCGGUCCUCAGCGAUUAUUUCACGGAGGUUUUUCUGACCUAACUGGUGCUGAAAAUGUUGUGUUUGAGCGGCUUGUCGGUGGCUCUGGCCCUCGCUCUGGUGCCGGGACCCGUCCAAGGCCUGAAAGAAGGAGAAUGUGAAGUGUGCGUCACCUUCCUGGGAAAGUUCUACGAGUCGGUGAAGGAAUCCAACUUGAACAGCGCAGAUAUUGAGAAGGCGCUGCUGAAGAGCUGCAAAGAUAACAAAGGAAAAGAGAACAGAUUUUGUUACUACAUCGGAGCAACGAGUGAUGCAGCCACCAAGAUGAUAAACGAGGUGUCCAAACCCCUCAGCUACCACGUCCCAGUGGAGAAGAUCUGUGAGAAGCUCAAGAAGAAGGACAGUCAGAUCUGUGAGCUGCGAUACGACAAACAGCUGGACCUGACCACAGUGGACCUGAAGAAGCUCAAAGUCAAGGACCUGAAGAAGAUCCUGGAAGAGUGGGACGAGUCCUGCAAAGGCUGCGCCGAAAAGUCCGACUUCAUCCGCAAAAUAACCGAGCUCAUGCCGAAGUACGCGCCUGCAGCCGCCAAGGCACGGACAGAUCUGUAAGGACACGGCGGCGGACUCUGCACAGACUGGAAAAAUCCUGUGAGGAGGAAGAACGGGAGUUUUGUCAUGUCUUAUUCUGGUGUGCACUCAUGUGCUAAACUGCACAGCAGGCUGAGGGUUUCUACUGUACUGUAAAAUAAAGCUGGCAGCAGGUGCAGCAUCCCUGCUCCUUCGUUCAAAUCAUUUCACAAUAAACAUCUAAAGCUGCGUCCCAAAAUGUCCCCGACCAGCAGAACGCCAGGCUGCUGAGGAGUAAUCAGUCAGCAAAACCAAAAUAAUAAACUUUUAGAGUUUAGGAUGGAGUCAAUUCAGCUAAGAAAUGGCCUUAAACAAAUAAUCCAGACAGAGGUGAGAUUUCUCCUGUUACCCAGCUGCUCAGCGGCUCCCUCUCUCAAAGAUUUACAGCAUUGCAGCCCAAUUUGAAACCCCUUGGCUGCUCUGCUCCACACCUGAUUUAAAGAAAACUUUGUCUCUUCUUUUAUCAGAACGAGUUAGACUGUUUAACUCUGUUUCUGUUCCUGUUUACGUAACGAGUCACAAUCCAGUCACUCUCUGUUUUCUUCCAUUUCAUCCGAGUCGCUCUCUUUUUAAGAACGGUUCCUGGAUUAAAACCAGUAUCACUGCCAAUGUCACAAAAUCCCAGAAUCUUUCUUUUGUUUUUAAAGGUCAAAACUAAAAUAAACGGACAGGAAGCGAUGAAAACAAAAAGUGACGCUUAUAGUCUCAAUCCCAAACCUGACCCUGAGCUCCAACCCUCCAUUCUAGCAUUCCCACGGAGGGUCCGCCACACAGAACCGUCCCAAACCACCUAGUGGGUCGGGCGGGUGGAGCGUUCAGCGCUUAAAUAGCGAGUCUGCAUCAAUCCAUCCUCGUUGGUACCCCCUCAUCUGAGUGUGACUACUGGGAGGGAAACUGGUAGUUAGGGGUUAGUGCUUAGAAGGCGGUUUGGAAUUUGGCCUUAAACCCUCAGAUGGUUCUCCUAAGUGGUUCCAUUAGAUCCCAGUUUGAAAUUGACCUGACCCAGGUACAGGUGUGAGCCUGGAUCAACCGAGGACGGAUCCUAUCCUAUCCCGUCCGUAAAGGACAAGAAACAAACCUGAGGAUAAAACUAGAGACCUAGGAUUGGAUUUAGAGGGAAUUAUAUUUACAGUUUUUUCUUCGACCCGACUUUUAAGAUGAAAUUCUUUGACGUUUGAUCAUAUUUUGGUUCAUCUUCUGUAUUUAUUAAAGGUUUUUCCAAACUUUUA